AUGAGAGUCAAAUGUGUAAACAGAGCCAUAUAUGUGCUGACGGUGCUACUUUUUUCUAGGCUGGUUGUUUCUCAAGUUGUCCUAACACCAUCUAAUUCAAAUGCUGAUCCGAAACAAAAAGAUACAGCAAAUACAGUUGCUGCAGUGGAAGCUAAUAAUGACGCUAACAUAGCUAAGAAAGACGCUGAAUCAGAUCUAGUUAUUGGAGAUCAUUUGGUCUGCAAUACAAAAGAAUGUUAUCCCAUAGGAUUUGUACCCUCUACAGAAUGGAAAGAAAUCAGACCUGGUCAACGACUACCUCCAGGACUUGAUAUUAGAGUAAGCCUAGAGAAAGGUGUUAGGGAAGCUAAAUUACCUGAACCAGGAUCCGAGAACAUUGGUAAUGAGGAGGAAGAUGUGAAGGGUUUGGUACUUGGUGCAGAAGGUUCGACCUUAUCUGAAUCUGAAUUGAAAGAAACCUCAGAGGAUUUGGAAAAUGAGCAGAGUGGAUUCAAAUUGAACAAUGCUGAAAAAGAGAGCGAUAUUCUACAGCAAGAAACUGAUCUUAAGAUAGCGGUGUCGGAUAACGCUGAAGCAACCUCUAAUGAACCUGCGGGGCACGAAUUUUCUGAAGAUUUUGCCAAAAUAAAAUCCUUAAUGCAGUCACCAGAUGAGAAGACGUGGGAAGAAGUUGAGACUCUUCUUGAUGACUUAGUUGAGUUUGCACAUGAUUAUAAAAAAGGUUUCAAGAUUUUGUCAAAUGAGUUCGAAUUAUUAGAAUAUCUUUCUUUCAACGAUACUCUUUCUAUUCAAAUUAGAGAGCUGGCUGCUAGGAUAAUCGUCAGUUCGUUAAGGAAUAAUCCACCAAGUAUUGAUUUCGUGAAUGAAAAAUAUCCACAGACCACCUUUAAAUUGUGCGAGCAUCUUUCUGAACUUCAAGCUUCUCAGGGCUCAAAAUUACUUAUCAAGAGGUUUUUAUCUAUACUUGACGUGUUGCUGAGCCGCACAGAAUAUGUGUCCAUAAAAGAUGACGUUUUAUGGCGCUUAUACCAAAUUGAAGACCCAUCUUCUAAGAUCAAGAUAUUAGAAAUCAUUGCCAAAUUUUAUAAUGAGAAAAACGAACAAGUCAUUGACACUGUGCAACAAGACAUGAAGACAGUGCAAAAAUGGGUGAAUGAAUUAACAACAAUAAUACAAACACCAGAACUAGAUGAACUUCAUCUCAGAUCCUUCUUCCAUUGCAUCAGUUUCAUAAAGACACGUUUCAAAAACCGUGUCAAAAUAGAUUCUGAUUUCUUGAAUUGGUUAAUCGAUGAGAUUGAAGUGCGCAAUGAAAAAUCGAAAGAUGAUAUUUAUAAAAGAGAUGUGGAUCAACUGGAAUUUGAUAAUCAGUUAGCCAAAAGCAGACAUGCAGUUUUCGGUAACCCAAAUGCUGCCAGACUAAAAGAGAGACUCUUUGACGAUGAUGACACUUUAAUAGCCGAUGAGCUAUGA
Molecule: messenger RNA, 1473 nt
Organism: Kluyveromyces lactis
Lineage: Eukaryota; Fungi; Ascomycota; Saccharomycetes; Saccharomycetales; Saccharomycetaceae
Gene: SIL1
Product: Sil1p
Exons: 1
Coding region: 1-1473 (490 amino acids)
Cellular component (GO): endoplasmic reticulum
Molecular function (GO): adenyl-nucleotide exchange factor activity
Source: RefSeq, a predicted model, not a curated record